Molecule: messenger RNA, 1965 nt
Organism: Myxozyma melibiosi
Lineage: Eukaryota; Fungi; Ascomycota; Lipomycetes; Lipomycetales; Lipomycetaceae
Product: Anp1-domain-containing protein
Exons: 3
Coding region: 461-1507 (348 amino acids)
Biological process (GO): cell wall mannoprotein biosynthetic process; protein N-linked glycosylation
Cellular component (GO): mannan polymerase complex
Molecular function (GO): alpha-1,6-mannosyltransferase activity
Source: RefSeq, a predicted model, not a curated record
CCAUAUCCAGCCAGCUCCAGCACAGUUCCCGCUCGUCUUCGUCUCUGUCUUCUUUUCGCACUUCGUGGUUGUCUUGUUCUCGUUGCUCCGGUCUAUUAUGAAUCUUGAGACGAAGGACUGUUUUGAACUGUAGUAGCCCAAGCAUUCUAGAGUGAUACGCACCCGGUUGUUUUCCUGUCAAAACACCCUCCUUCGUCCAUUGUUUUGGUGGUUAAUCCGGCUCUUCCUGCUUGCUCCACCUCAUCACGCAAGCUGUACGAUCUCCUUCCCUUCUUCUUGAUUCUUUUUGAAUGCACACAUCUAUUAUCUAGUUGCUGACAGCAACAGGGCUAUUGCAUCCCGCGGUCCGGGCCAGAUUGUACAAACGAGAAAAAAACCCGCCACGCGACUGACUAUAUACUGUUCCUAAUUGCAAUUUCCACACCACACGUCUUCUUCCUACACACAACCGUCUUUCACCAUGGGUGCCUACAAGUCCUCUCGCGCACGGAAUCGCCCGCUUACAAUAAUCUCGAUCGUCGGGGCCGCGAUCUUCUUCCUAGUCUACCUGCUCUCGUCAUCACCCUCGACCGCCAAAGUGACCAAACGUCCCGACGCCUCCGUCGGCGGCGCAAAGUCAAUCAUCCGGCACCAGCUGAACGGGCUGUCUGCGUCCUGGAACUCGUUUGAGAACAAAGAGCGCGUGCUGAUUCUCACGCCGAUCGCGCGGUUCUACGAGGAGUACUGGAAUAACCUCUGCAACCUAAACUACCCGCACGAACUCAUCGAGAUCGGCUUCAUCCUCCCGCGCGGCCGCGAGGCGAACCAGGCGUUGCUGCGGAUUGAGUCUGCGGUGAAAGCGCUACAGACUGGACCGAAGAAGAACCGGUUCGGCAAGGUGACGAUUCUGCGGCAGGAUUUCGAGAGUCCGUUUUCGCAGAGCGAGAAGGACCGGCACGCGCUGAGCGGGCAGAAGGAGCGGCGGGCGGCGAUGGCGCGCGCGCGCAACUCGCUGUUUACGACGACGAUCCAUCCGCAGAUUAGCUGGGUGCUCUGGCUGGACGCGGAUAUUGUCGAGACGCCGGCGACGUUGAUCCAGGAUCUGGCGGCGCACGAUAAGUCGAUCAUUGUCGCGAACUGCUAUCAGCGGUACGUCGAGCAUGGCGAGAGCAAGAUCCGGGCGUAUGAUUUCAAUAGUUGGCAGGAUAGCGAUACGGCUGCGCAGAUGGCGAACGAAAUGGGCGAGGACGAUGUGAUCUUUGAGGGCUACGCGGAGAUGGCGACAUAUCGCACAUUAAUGGCAUACCUGUACGUCCCCGGCAACGACGUCCACGAAGAAGUCCCCCUAGACGGUGUCGGAGCCACUGCUCUGCUAGUUAAAGCAGACGUCCAUCGCGACGGCGCAAUGUUCCCGCCGUUCCCGUUCUACCAUUUACUAGAAUCCGAGGGCUUCACCAAGAUGGCGAAAAGACUGGGUUACGACGCGUUCGGGUUGCCGAAUUAUUUGGUUUAUCAUUAUAACGAGUAGUUUUUCUUCUUCUUUCUGACGGGAGAGUGAGCCAAACACGCGUGUCUCUCCGUCUUUUCCGCGUGUCUCGUAUUUUCGUGAUGGUCCGCUCCAUCAUUCCUUCCAUAUCUGCAUCUUGUGUCGUUCAUCAUUCACCCCCUCCUCCUCCUCCUCCUCCUCCUCCUCCUCUCUCCCUCUCCCUCAUCACAGCUUCUUCUCUUUUCCUUCUUUCAUACGCUAAUUCCCCACUUUAAUCUCUUCUCCCUCUUUUUUUUGGCUCGUAUGUGUGUUUCUUUCUUAUCGUGACUUGAUUGUGUCUUGCGGUGAAUUGGGCUUGGUAUUGUCUUGUCUUGUCUUAUCUUGUCUUGUUUGUAUCUGUUUCUGUUCGUAUCAAAAGAGACCUUAUAGAAAUCUCGGAGUCUUCUUUCUUUUCUCUAUGUUUGUAGAUAUCAUCAAUCUCACUCCUUAAACACACUACA